Messenger RNA from Panicum virgatum (switchgrass), 1184 nucleotides. Its product is annotated as phenylacetaldehyde reductase-like. Gene Ontology annotation, molecular function: oxidoreductase activity, acting on the CH-OH group of donors, NAD or NADP as acceptor. NCBI's taxonomy places the organism in Eukaryota, Viridiplantae, Streptophyta, Magnoliopsida, Poales, Poaceae. The coding region runs from base 90 to 893 and encodes 267 amino acids. The transcript is spliced from 5 exons. The record is from RefSeq and is a predicted model, not a curated record.
GUCCGGUAGCCACUCGAGUGUCACACACUAGAGCACGGAGACCUCGACACGGCACGGGCAGAGCACGGCGAGAGAGGGAACAUCGGGGCAUGGCGAGCCGGGAAGCAAAGGGGGAGACGGUGCUGGUCACCGGCGCCAGCGGCUUCAUCGGCUCGACGCUCGUCCGCGGCCUCCUCGACCGCGGCUACACCGUACGCGCCGGCGUUCUCAACCCCGAUGACGAGGCGGAGACGGACCACCUCCUGGCGCUCGCCGCCGGCGCCGGCGGGGGCCACCUCAGCAUCUUCCGCUGCGACCUCCUCGACGGCGCCGCGCUCACCGACGCCGCGCGGGGCUGCUCGGGCGUCUUCCACCUCGCCUCCCCCUGCACCGUCGACCCCGUCAAGGACCACCUGAAUCAGCUGAUGGUGCCGGCCGUGGAGGGGACGCGGAACGUGCUGCGCGCCGCCAAGGAGGCCGGGGGCGUGCGGCGGGUGGUGGUGACCUCGUCCAUCUCGGCCAUCGUGCCCAGCCCCGGGUGGCCCGCCGGCGAGGUCCGCGACGAGCGCUGCUGGACCGACAUCGACUACUGCGAGAAGAAUGGGGUUUGGUACCCUGCUUCCAAGACACUGGCAGAGAAGGCAGCGUGGAAGUUUGCAGAGGAGAACGGGCUAGAUGUGGUUGUGGUUAACCCGGGGACUGUUCUGGGGCCGAUGAUUCCACCAACCAUCAACGCUAGCAUGGCCAUGAUCCGUCAGCCUCCACGAAGGUUGCCCAAGGAUACCCAGCCUGGGCUGGUAAGAGCGGAGGUGGGGUCCAAGAAGCUCAUCGCGCUAGGGCUGCAGGUCAGCCCCGUGGAGAAGAUCAUCAGGGAUGCCGUGGAGAGCCUCAAGAGCAGAGGGUUCAUCUCCUAAAUGGGUGAUGAUGGCUGGGUACUGUGGUGUCGUCCUCCUGGGCCUUGCUGGUAGUACUACAAAACAGUAAUAAGGGUGUCACUAGGUAAUAAGAUACCGUUGGAAUCGUGCAAUCUAGCGCGGCGCUGGGCUAAAAAUGCUCAAGCGUUUGCAAGAAGUGCAUUCUGAAACAUGAAGUUCCAAGUUCCAAGUUGGGAUGCCUGUUGAGAUGACGCCAACGCAUGCAAGCAACGCAUAGCUUGUUCUGACCGUUCUAAUAAAUGGUUGACGCGACUGUAUUGUGCCAUGUCA